This is a messenger RNA of Chroicocephalus ridibundus (black-headed gull), 602 nucleotides long. Its product is annotated as C-C motif chemokine 5-like. Lineage: Eukaryota; Metazoa; Chordata; Aves; Charadriiformes; Laridae. The transcript is spliced from 3 exons. Gene Ontology annotation, cellular component: extracellular region. The record is from RefSeq and is a predicted model, not a curated record. Gene Ontology annotation, biological process: immune response. The coding region runs from base 81 to 365 and encodes 94 amino acids. Gene Ontology annotation, molecular function: chemokine activity.
CUCCUUGUCUGAGCCCACAGUUGAGCUCCUCCGAAGCGGCAGAGCAGCACCCUGCGAGGAAGAGCUCUCAGGCAGCCACCAUGCUUGCUGCAAGGACACUCCUGGUGCUCGUGGUGCUCCUCACCCUCUCCUCACGCUGCAAUGCAGGCCCUCACACACCGACCGAGUGCUGCUUCAAUUACAUAAAGUCCCCUCUCCGGCAGUCUGUCCUGAAGGGCUUCUACAUUACUCCCAAGGAGUGCUUUUCCACAGCAGUUGUGUUUGAGACCAGAAACGGGACAAAGGUCUGCGCGAACCCAGCGAUGAAUUGGGUGGGGAAAGCGGUUGAGAGGCUUCAGAAAAAGAAAGAACUUCGUGCCCCGUGAUGUAGAGCGGGUGUCCUGGUUCAGACUACCCAGCAUCCUGGUGGAAAGGAAGGUUUAUGGUCAUCCUCCUGGGAGGAGCCACCCUGCGGAGGACCCCGAUGCUGAGGGGCGGCACUGACUCCCCGGAGCCCUGCGCCCCAUCGACCAGCUGGGCACCAGUUCCUGGGGUGCUGCCGGCCCUGCCAGCACCCGCCCGCUGAGCGCAGACACAAAAUAAAGGUUUACUUCAUGUGGUUA